This is a messenger RNA of Bombina bombina (fire-bellied toad), 1586 nucleotides long. It is a transcript of the gene TRMT5, whose product is annotated as tRNA methyltransferase 5. Lineage: Eukaryota; Metazoa; Chordata; Amphibia; Anura; Bombinatoridae. The record is from RefSeq and is a predicted model, not a curated record. Gene Ontology annotation, biological process: mitochondrial tRNA methylation; tRNA N1-guanine methylation. The coding region runs from base 44 to 1549 and encodes 501 amino acids. The transcript is spliced from 5 exons. Gene Ontology annotation, cellular component: mitochondrial matrix; cytoplasm.
GGGAUAAUGACGUUUAUAAGCAGUAUGGCGGCGGUGUGACAGCAUGAGAAUAUUAGGAAGAGUGUAUUUUCCUGCAAAACAAAUAGUUAAAGCAUUUAGAGUUCCAUUUUCAAAUAAUAAAACCCUACAAAAACUGCAUCCAGGAGUUUCCAAUAAAAUUACACACCAUUCACUCAGGAGAAACUGCUCUUCAGCCAUGACGGAAACUGUUGACGGUAAAGAUGAUUCAGAGCUGUACACCCCCAACCCCAAAGUGCGGGGCAUGACUGUUCUAGAUCGGGAGGCUUUCACUAAAACAAUACAGGUUCCUGUGAUGAAAGUAAAGAAAGAAAUCAUAAAUAAACUGAUGAAAUCUCUUAAACACAGACUUAUCCAAAGACCAAGUCUUAAAAGAGUUAUAGAAGAUCCAAGUGACGAAGACAACAAACUUGUUAUAUUGGACCCUUUUAAAGUAUCCUCUGAGGAGUCGUUUGAAGAGUGUGACCAUUUGAUCUUUAAGCAGUUUGACAUCAACCCUCAUAUUUCUAAGUAUGAUUUGCAAUUGACUUACGACAAUUUUAAAACGGAGGAAAUCUUGCGCGCAGUUUUACCCCAAGGCCAAGACGUCACUUCUGGCUUCAGCAGAAUUGGGCAUAUAGCUCACAUGAAUCUUAGGGAUCACCAACUUUCAUACAAGAAUUUUAUUGGUCAAGUAAUUUUAGACAAAAACCCAGGUAUUACAUCCGUUGUCAAUAAAACCAACAUCAUUGACUCAACAUACAGAAAUUUCCAAAUGGAAGUUUUGGCUGGCGAGGAAAACAUGGUCACAAAGGUAAAAGAAAACUACUCUAUUUAUGAAUUUGAUUUUUCGAAAGUCUACUGGAAUUCUCGCCUUGGUACAGAGCAUGACCGUAUCGUCGGUCUAUUAAAGGCAGGAGAUAUUCUUUUUGAUGUGUUUGCUGGUGUGGGACCUUUCACCAUUCCUGCAGCUAGAAAACAUUGUAUGGUCUAUGCCAAUGAUUUAAACCCGGAAUCCUAUAAAUGGCUGGUACAUAACUGUAAGCUGAAUAAGGUAGAUAACAAAGUGAAGACAUUUAACGUGGAUGGAAGAGAUUUUAUCAAGACCACAAUAAAGCAAGAGCUUCCCAACUGCAUGCGGUUAUUAACAAAAGAAGGGAAGAACAAGAUCCAUAUUGUUAUGAAUCUGCCGGCGAUGGCGGUUGAGUUUCUUAACGAAUUUACGCAGCUUCUUGGAGAUGAGGAUUUAACGAAUGUGGUGCUGCCAACCGUGCACUGCUACAGCUUCUCCAAGCAUGAUGACCCUGAGAAAGACGUUAAGGAGAGGACAGAAACCUUUUUAGGGACAGAGUUAGACCGUUGCUCUAUUCACCUUGUGAGGAACGUUGCACCAAACAAGGAGAUGCUGUGCAUAAGUUUUGAGGUCCCUGUUCCGGUGCUGUUUGGAAACCAGUCGCAACCGGUUGAUGAACCAGCUUCGAAACGGAUUCGAACAGAUAAUGAUGCACACAAUGAACACCCACAAUCUGAAGAUUCAUUCCAGAAAAUAUGAUAUAUAAAUAUUUUUUUAAUAAAGAUUCCUAAUGGAA